This is a messenger RNA of Aspergillus aculeatinus CBS 121060, 1740 nucleotides long. RefSeq names its product PLP-dependent transferase. Gene Ontology annotation, biological process: transsulfuration. The coding region runs from base 1 to 1740 and encodes 579 amino acids. Gene Ontology annotation, molecular function: cystathionine gamma-synthase activity; pyridoxal phosphate binding. The record is from RefSeq and is a predicted model, not a curated record. The transcript has 6 exons. NCBI's taxonomy places the organism in Eukaryota, Fungi, Ascomycota, Eurotiomycetes, Eurotiales, Aspergillaceae.
AUGGUUCCAAGGAAGCGAGAUAAUCUCGAAUACCCGGGUGACUUAAUUCCUUCUCUUACUGCUUAUGCUGUGAGCAUGUCCCUUUCAAUAUGGAUGGAUAACGUGGAUUAUGAGAAAGAUGACAUCGUGACCAGAUACUGCUCAGAAGGAACAAGAACUACUGUCAUGAUGUUAUUCACAGCCCACAAGGCUACUGAAAGAUGUCGUGACUUCAUUAUCAUUACUAUCGAGGCAAAAGCGACGAAGAAGGGACUGGCUGGGAAUGUCAAGAUAAUUGAUUUGUGUCUCGAUAGUAAGAGCUCGGCGACUCAACCGAUAGCCAUUGCUAAGGUGUCAUCCUCAAUAUCCGCCGUUAUACUUCAGGAGGAUCUGUUCCCAAUUGCGAAACAGUACUGGCAAUUUCGGAGACAGGAUCUCAAGUCGACAAGCAGAGUUCUUGAUGGAUUCUGCGCACACCGCACCGGCAUCGCAGACGUAGGAACAGUCGCAGCCGAUAGCGAAUUACGAAGACGCCCAAGAGGGUAUCAAAGAGAUUCCGCCAUAGAUCGUCGUCGAACAUCUCCCGAAGCAGAGAAGAACCACAAGGCCGCAACAGAGAGCUGGGAAGAAACGCAGUUCCUGGAGGAGCGAUUUGGACCAAACUUAGAUCUCUCAUUUGUCGACAACGCCAGAAUAGCGAUUCGUCGACGCCUAGCAGGCUACCUGGUAGAUGAAAUGGAUCCUACAUCUACAGCUGCAGUCGAAAAAUCGAGCUCACAAACCAAUUCACGGGGAGUGACCGGACUGUCCGACGACGACGUUUACCUCUACCCGUGCGGCAUGGAUGCCAUUUUCAAUACGCACUGGUUGCUGCUCGCGGUCCGAGGCCAACGGAAGAGCAUCUCGUUUGGUUUCCCGCAUGCCGACACCUUGAAAGUCUUGCAGAAGUUCGGCCCGGGAUGUCUGCUCUACGGGCAUGGCUCCUCGGAUGAGCUGAACGACCUAGAAGCCCGCCUGCGGGCUGGCGAACGGCACCUGGCCUUGUUCUGCGAAUUUCCCGGGAAUCCAAUGCUGAAGAGCUCCGAUCUCCGGCGCAUGCGCCAAUUGCCCCACAAGUAUGACUUCGCUGUGGUGGUGGACGAGACGAUUGGCAACUCGGUCAAUGUCCAGCUCCUUGCCCGGGCCGACGUGGUGGUCAACAGUCUCACGAAGAUAUUCUCAGGCGACUGUAACGUGAUGGGUGGCAGCGCUAUCCUAAAAUACGAAAGCCGGUAUUAUUGGCCACUGAAGCGGGCGUUCGAAGCGGAUUUCGAGGAUGACAAUUAUUGGGUCGAGGACGUUUUGUUCAUGGAGCGCAAUAGCCGGGACGUCGUGGCGCGCAUCAGGAUAAUAAACGACAAUGCUGAGGCCAUCUGCCAAGUUUUGCAAGCCCAUCCGCUAGUCAAGGACGUCUGUCACCCCAAGUAUAUUCCGACGAAACGUUUCUAUGAUGAGUGUCGGACCCCACGGGCGGAAGAACAUACGGUGGCAUCCUUUGAUCGCAUCGAGACGGCCAAAGGGCCGAGUCUCGGCACGAAGUUCACCUUGACGUCGCCUUAUGUUCUUCUCGCGUACUAUCGGGAGUUAGAGUGGGCCGCGGGGUUCGGCGUACCGGCCGAUUUGCUGCGCGUUAGUGUCGGGGUCGAGAUUGUGGAGGAUCUCAAGGCUCGGUUUGCGUUUGCGCUGGAAGCGGCCGAAGCGAUCGGGUCGGGCACCGUGUGA